AUGACAUCUCUUAGCAGAGGGACUGCAAUCUUUGGUGUCUGUACAGUUGGGGAAUAUUAUCCCAUUGCUGUGACGUCUUCGAGUAACAGGCAUGGCCUUUUAAUCAUGGCAGCCAAGUAUAUAAUUGCUUCUUUAGCUGGAUCAUUUGCAAUUGCAUUUGCCUGUGACCAUUUGAUUGCCGACAAGAAGAUUUUUGGAGGUACUACGCCACAUACUGUAGCAAACAAGGAAUGGUGGGAAGAGACCGAUAAAAAGUUUCAGGCAUGGCCUCGCACUGCUGGUCCUCCAGUGGUCAUGAACCCCAUCAGCCGCCAAAAUUUCAUCGUGAAGUCCAGUGCUGAAUGA
Ilex paraguariensis (yerba mate) is the source of this 345-nucleotide messenger RNA. NCBI's taxonomy places the organism in Eukaryota, Viridiplantae, Streptophyta, Magnoliopsida, Aquifoliales, Aquifoliaceae. The record is from the annotation of a GenBank genome assembly.